Messenger RNA from Parnassius apollo (apollo), 516 nucleotides. Lineage: Eukaryota; Metazoa; Arthropoda; Insecta; Lepidoptera; Papilionidae. The record is from the annotation of a GenBank genome assembly.
AUGGCAUUCAGAUUCGUUGUUCUAACUUGCUUGGUGGCAGCCGCCAGCGCUGGUUUAAUCCCGGUAGCUCCCCUCACGUACGCCGCGCCCACAUACCACGGCGCCCCCGUGGCCUAUGCCGCCGCUCCCGUCACAAAGCUCGCUUAUGCCUCACCAGUCGCCAAGGUCGCCGUUGAGGAAUACGACGCACACCCUCAGUACAGCUUUUCAUACGACGUUCAGGAUGGUCUGACCGGAGACUCCAAGUCACAACACGAAAGCCGUGAUGGUGACGUCGUUCAGGGCUCUUACUCGGUCGUCGAGCCCGACGGCACCAAGCGUACUGUCGAUUACACCGCUGACCCGCACAACGGCUUCAACGCUGUUGUUCACAAGGAGCCUGCUGCUGUGAAGGUCGCAGCUGUUGCCAAGGUUGCCGCUCCGGUCGCCUACCACGCCGCCCCUGUCGCCUACCAUGCAGCUCCCGUCGUUCACGCCGCACCUGUGGCAUACUCCGCCCCCAUCUACCACCAUUGA